This is a messenger RNA of Microdochium trichocladiopsis, 951 nucleotides long. RefSeq names its product Alpha/beta hydrolase fold-1. The coding region runs from base 178 to 942 and encodes 254 amino acids. The transcript is spliced from 2 exons. Lineage: Eukaryota; Fungi; Ascomycota; Sordariomycetes; Xylariales; Microdochiaceae. The record is from RefSeq and is a predicted model, not a curated record.
GUAUCGUAAAAGAGUAAAAGAUAGGCCGCUAAUUUCCCUCGGGCCCCUCCCGGGUCCUGUCCGGGACGCCCUUUUCGCACAGACUCAGUGAUAUAUAAUAGUGCUGCGACGUUCAGUACCUAGCACGAAGCCUCAGCUCCUUUCCCAGGCAGACAGACACCCACAGUCGCUCACAACAUGGCCUCAACCUCAUCCAAGCCGACUAUCGUGUUCGCGCCGGGCGCGUGGCACACCCCGGAUUGCUUCGACAUCGUCCGACAUGCACUGCAGCAGCGUGGCUGGGCCACCGAGUCCGUGAACUACCCAACUGUGGGCGCCGAGCCCCCGACCAAGGGCCUUGCGGACGACGCCGCCGCUGUCCGCAGUGCUGUCGAAGCGCUGGCUGACCAGGGCAAGGAGGUCGUGCUCGUCGUGCACUCAUAUGGCGGCCUCGUCGGCGCAAAUGCUGUAGAGGGUCUGGGUUAUAGGCAGCGCGCAAAGCAGGGAAAGAUGGGCGGCGUCAUUAUGUUUGUAUACCUGGCCGCUUUCGUGACGCCAAAUGGCAAGACGAUCAAGGAGAUGUUGGGUGGCCAGUUCCUCCCCUGGAUGAGAUUUGAAGGCAACUAUGUCUACCCAGACACUCCUGAGGUCGUCUUCUAUCAUGAUGUCGAGCCUGAGUUGCAGAAGCAGGCAAUCGCCAAGCUCAAGCACCAAUCGGCCCCUGUUUUCACGGAUCCUGUCACAUACGAGCCGUGGCACGAGAUAGAUUGCAUGUACUUCUUCUGUGACGGCGACAAAGCCCUGCCGCUACCGGUACAGCAGCAGAUGGCGACGUUGUUAGGCCCUGUUGCAGCCUCAUUCCAUACCAAGGGCUCUCACUCACCGUUCCUAUCUGAGGUCCAGGAAGUUGUUGAGGGAUUGGAGCAUGCCGCAAGGGUCGGCCAAGAGAAGAGCAAGGCAUAGAAGUCAAGA